Messenger RNA from Myiozetetes cayanensis, 4882 nucleotides. Its product is annotated as sorting nexin-2-like. The annotation marks the transcript as partial. Lineage: Eukaryota; Metazoa; Chordata; Aves; Passeriformes; Tyrannidae. The record is from RefSeq and is a predicted model, not a curated record. Gene Ontology annotation, cellular component: endosome membrane; retromer complex; endosome. The transcript has 13 exons. Gene Ontology annotation, biological process: early endosome to Golgi transport. Gene Ontology annotation, molecular function: phosphatidylinositol binding.
CUUUAUCUAGAAGCUACAGAAGAAGUUUCAUUGGACAGUCCAAUGAGGGAUGCAGUGCUUUCACCAGAACCUACUCCUGGAAUCACUAGUGUAACACCUACUACAUUAGUAGCUCCCAGAAUGGAAUUGAAAAGUGUAACACCCCCUGUGAUUUUUGAUCGAUCCAGAGAAGAGAUUGAAGAGGAAGCAAAUGGAGAUUUGCUUGAUAUAGAAAUCAGUGUGUCAGACCCAGAGAAAGUUGGGGAUGGCAUGAAUGCUUAUAUGGCAUACAGAGUAACAACAAAGACAUCCCUUUCCAUGUUUCACAAAAAUGCAUUCUCUGUUAAAAGAAGAUUCAGUGAUUUUCUUGGCUUGCACAGCAAAUUAGCAAUGAAGUACAUACAUAUUGGUUACAUUGUGCCUCCCGCUCCAGAAAAAAGUAUUGUAGGCAUGACCAAGGUUAAAGUAGGCAAGGAAGAUUCUUCAUCUGCUGAAUUCAUAGAAAAAAGAAGAGCAGCAUUGGAAAGGUAUCUACAAAGAACAGUAAAGCACCCUGUCUUGUUGCAGGAUCCAGAUUUAAGGCUAUUCUUGGAAAGUUCUGAGCUGCCUAGAGCUGUUAACACCCAGGCUCUGAGUGGAGCAGGAAUAUUGAGGAUGGUAAACAAGGCUGCUGAUGCUGUCAACAAAAUGACAAUUAAGAUGAAUGAAUCAGAUGCAUGGUUUGAAGAAAAACAACAGCAAUUUGAGAAUUUGGAUCAGCAACUUAGGAAACUUCAUGCCAGUGUUGAAGAAUUAGUCUGCCACAAAAAAGAGCUUUCAGCCAACACAGCUGCCUUUGCUAAAAGUGCUACCAUGUUAGGUAAUUCUGAGGACCACACUGCUCUAUCCAGAGCUUUGUCUCAGCUUGCAGAGGUUGAGGAGAAGAUAGAUCAGUUGCAUCAAGAACAAGCUUUUGCUGAUUUUUGUGUGUUCUCAGAACUGCUUAGUGACUACAUUCGUCUUAUUGCUGCAGUAAAAGAUGUGUUUGAUCAUCGAAUUAAAUGCUGGCAGAAAUGGCAAGAUGCUCAGGUCACUUUACAAAAAAAACAUGAAGCCGAAGCAAAGCUCCAACUUACCAACAGACCUGAUAAAUUGCAGCAAGCUAAAGAUGAUAUAAAAGAGUGGGAGACAAAAGUUCAGCAAGGGGAAAAAGAUUUUGAACAGAUCUCGAAAACCAUUCGUGAGGAAGUGCAAAGAUUUGAGAGGGAACGAUUGAAAGACUUUAAAACUGUAAUUAUCAAGUACUUAGAAUCGUUAGUGCAAACACAACAGCAGCUAAUAAAAUACUGGGAGGCAUUCCUACCUGAAGCUAAAUUCAUCACCUAAAGGAAGACUAUUCCAAACAGCAAGAGACUCUGGUUGUUUCUCCUGGAUAAAAACUAAAUUCCACAUUGAAAUCACUUCAAAAAUCAUUCAAAUAAACCACUAUAUAUUUUAUGAAUUAACAUCUAGUGGUUUUAUAUAUCACACCAUUUUAUUAACAAACUGCAUGUCGUGACCCUCUUUGAAGUGGACUGUGGCAUGAUGUUCUGCAACACAUUCAUGAAUUGAACACUACUGUAUCUUAAUACUUGCACCAAAAGCAGAUAUUUUUAUUCUUUACAAUGUUCUGUAGUAUGCUUAUCUGAUCUUUGAAACAAAAUUAAUUGCAUUGAUUAAUGUUCACCAACACAUUCCUGUAGAAAAUCAUUUUUCUGUGAUUAUGUAUCUUGUGAAACAUUAAACUUUUAUUUUGUUUCUCUAGAUAUUUACUAGCAUUCUUAAAAGUAGCAUUUAAAACAGAUUGAGAUUAUAUCAGACAGCAACACAUAGAAUGGUUUGGGUUGGAAGAGAUCACCUAGUGUCAUGGUUUAACCCCAACUGGUAACUAAGUACCAUGCAGCUGCUCACUCACUCACCCACCAUCUGGAUCAGGGAGAGAAUCAGAAAAGUGAGAAAACUUGUGGGUUGAGAUAAAGACAAUUUAAUGGGUAAAGCAAAAACCUCACAUGCAAGCAAUGCAAAGCAAGGAAUUCGUUUACUGCUUCCCAUGGGUAGGCAAGUGUUCAACCAGCUCCAGAAAAGCAGGACUUCACCAUGCGUAAAGGUUACUUGGGAAGACAAAACACCAGAACUUCAAAUGUCCCCACGUCUCCUUCUUCUUCCCCCCAGCUUUAUAUGCAGAGCAUGAUACCAUAAGGUAUGGAAUAUCCCUUUGGUCAGUUGGGGUCAACUGUCCUGGCUGUGUAUCCUCCCAACUUCUUGUGCACCCCCAGCCUACUUGAUGUUGGGGUAGUACAAGAAGCUAUUGUGAAGAAAAUUAACUCUCUCCUAACCAAAACCAGCACACCUAGUCGAGCCCCUUGCAGUACAUCAGUUAUCAUGCAGUGAGCGUGCCAGCAUCACACAAUAUCAUUUGCUUGGGGAUGGGCCUGGCCUCAGCAGUCUGAGACAGAUUCUUUUGUAUCUGAUUCUUGGCCUUUGAUUUGUUCUGUCUCUAGUGCUAUCAACAUAAGGUUAUUUUAAUAGGUUUUGAUAGUUUACUUGUGGAAUGUAAAGAAUUGUCCCAGGCUGGACUUGGCUCCCAACCAAGUGCCUGGACCACAUUGAAAAAAACUUCCCCCUCCCUCUCCCUCUCUCUGACAGACCGAAAAUACCACACAAAAUUAAAAGAACCCAAACCAAACUGAAUUCCAAGUAACACACAUUUAUAUAUAUAUAUUUAGAAUUAUAUACAUCACCCACAGACAACCCCCCAAAAAGGGGAAAAGAAAGGGAAAAAGGGACAAAGGGAAAAAGGGACAAAACCCAAAUACUUUCCUUAAGAUAGCAGUAAACCGCACCAACAACUGCCGGCACUAUCUGCUUCUCAAGGCCAACCAGGCGCACUAGGUCUCACUCCUUCUCCUGGGCAAAAUGACAGCAAAAAACCUUUGCUUUCAGUUUCCCGGAAGAAAGAGAGCGAGAGCUUCCUCUCCCUUCUUAUUUAUACUCUUGCUUACAUAAAAAUCGUAUGGAAUACUGGGAACAUGGCCUUGGUUCCUUGGUUACAACCUGGUCGCCAAGGAAGACCUAGACUCAAAACCACUACAAGAAUGCACUACAGAUUGUGUCACGUGACUUUCUAUGACAUGUAACAUGGUAGAGGCCCUCAUGAUGGUGAUAGCCAAACAAAGAGUACGGAAAAAUAAGAACCCUAUUUUGAGUGGUAUUUAAUUGCCCCUCUUCUCAACAACCUGCUGUGGAUAUCUUUGCUAACUUAGCAGGUUCAAAAAUUUAGAUGUUUAACAAAGCGAUGUUAUUUGUGCUUAAUAAUUGUUCUCAAGUGGAAUAUAUAGACAAAAAAACCAGUCACAUUGUUUCUCCCAAUUCAAAAGAAAAAAUACUCAAGAGAUGCAAAAAUAUUAAGUAAUCUCAAGGGACUAAACUGUAUUUGAUUAUUUUUUUUCCCCCUAAAUAUUUCAGUUGGUGUAUUUAGUGUAUAUGCCAAGAUUCUGGUAGCAGGCAGGAGGUCUGCAGGAGUGGCCCCUGUGGGAAGAGACCUGGGGCUGUCCCUGUGCUGGACACAGCCAGUUCAAAAUGGUUCUGAAAAAGACCCACCACAGGUGAAAGAUGAACCCAUCAACACAUCCACCUUUGUUAAGAAAAAAAAAAAGAGUUGUUGUCAAAGGUGACUCCCUUCUGAGGGGAACAGAUUGCCCAAUAUGCUGACUGGACCAAACCCAUAGGGAAGUGUGAUGCCUCCCUGGGUCUCAGGUUAGGGAUGUUACUAGAAAACUGUCUAGUCUGGUAUGGCCCUCUGCUUAUUAUCCAUUAUUGGUUCUUCAUGUCAGUAGUGACGAAAUAACAAAGAGAAGUCCAAGAGUAAUGAAAAGGGAUUUUAGGGUCUUCAGACAAUUUGUUGAAGGAUGAGAAGCAUGAGUUGUGUUUUACUCGAUCCUUCCAGUUGCAGGGUGUCUUAGUUUAAAUGAGACACAAGUGUUUUGCUGAGGAUGAGUUAGGAGGAAGACCCAAACUCCUCCCUCUAAGCAAUUACAAAUCCGAAAUUAAGAGGCUCCAAUUGAGAAAAAAUGUGGAAAAAGGAAAAAUAACAACCCUUUAUUAAAAGAUAUAUGUGGAUUGGCAGAAACAACAAAAGAACACAAGUAAAACAACCAAACAAUAAUCCUAUACCCACAAAUAAUCCCCUUCAAAACAAACAAACAAACAAAAAGGUAAACAGUUCAGUUUGUGCCCAUUGGUGCAUUUCUAACCACAGUCAUCAGGGGGUGCUGUUGGAUCACUGGUGACCGCCACGGGGGCCUCCCCAGGGUGUGCUGGAGAAUGAAACAGAGCAGGGCCCCUGAAGUUAACUCAGAAUGCAUACUCUGAGUAAAAGAACUAAAAGAACCAAAAUUCAAGGCUAACGGAAGAUAAUACCUCGCCAAAGAAUGCUAACACACUAACACAAAGAACAUAAAGUAAGAACAUAGGGAAAUAAAGAACACCAAAAAUGCUAACACACAUACCUAAAUAGACAUAAGGAAGGGUUCCUUAGGAGAUAAGGGGCGAAAUAGGGGUAUGAGUCCAAAAUCUUGCAAAAUUCACCAUCAGAAAGACAGCCAACUAAGAAAGUUGAAAAGUUCAAAGCAAGGAAGACUUCUGGAAUGAGACCCCCUGAGGAUGAAGAAACAGGAAAAACCCCCGAAACAGCACCCCAAAAGGACAACUCCACCCAGACUCUACCCAGGCUCCACCUGCUAUGAAUAUUAUAAUGAAAUGUUGUAAUAAUAUGAAUAUGCAUGUAGAAAUUAUGUAAUCUCUUACAAAAACUGUAUAAAUACCUGUCUUUACACUGAUAACUUUGCACUAGUUUUGUCCAGCGUGAGUUGGCUAGCCCCCAACA